CCUCGUCCGACGCUAUCGAUCGUCCCUCCCGGCAACCCUUCUACCCGCCAACACACACCCCUCAAAUACCACAUAUCACGCGCGCUCGUUCAGCCAGUCAGCGACUAGAAUGGCGUCCAGCGUAAACCCGCAGACGCUCGCGGAGGACAUUGCACAGCUCACGACCCAGCUCGCGAGUCUCAAGGCGCAGGGCGCGGACGCGCCUGCGAUCGAGGAGACGAAGAAGAGGCUCGGGGAGCUGAAGAAGGCGCAGGCGGCGCUUGGGGGUGGGAAGGACAAGGACAAGGACGCGAAGAAGAAGGAGCGGUUGUUGUUGAAGACUGCCAAGGGCACACGCGACUAUGGUCCCGGCGAGAUGUUCUGUCGCGAGCACAUCGAACGCAUUGUCAAGGACGUCUUCACCUCGUACGGCGGCUCCGCGCUCGACACGCCCGUGUUCGAGCGCAAGGAUGUGCUUACGGGCAAGUACGGCGAGGACUCGAAGCUCAUCUACGACCUCAUGGACCAGGGCGGCGAGCAGCUCGCGCUCCGCUACGACCACACCGUCCCGCUUGCGCGAUACCUGGCCAUGGGCGGCGCGGCGGUGCAGGGGAAGAUAUGGCAGGUGGGGAAGGUGUAUAGAAGGGAUAACCCGGUGAUGAGCAAGGGGAGAAUGAGAGAGUUCUUGCAGGCGGACUUUGAUAUUGCGGGUGCCUGGGACCCUAUGAUUCCCGAUGCAGAGAUUGUUGGAUUACUUUGCACCAUACUGAGACGGCUCGAUGUCGGCGAGUUCACUAUAAAGAUCAACCACCGCAAGAUCCUUGAUGGCAUUUUCGAAGUGUGCGGUGUGCCUGCCGAGAAAAUACGGACGAUAUCUUCGGCCGUAGACAAGCUUGACAAGUCUCCAUGGGCAGACGUCAAGAAAGAGAUGACGGAAGAGAAGGGUCUUGACCCCGCAGUCGCUGACAAGAUUGGCGAAUACGUCAAGCACAAGGGCGGCCCGUCACUAUUGGAUCAGCUCAAGGCCGACGAAAAGCUCAUGGCUAACGCGAGUGCAAAAUCGGGCAUUGAAGAGAUGACGAUUCUUUUCACUCUUCUGGCCGCAUACGAUAUCGUUGACAAGAUAUCCUUUGACAUGUCCCUCGCCCGCGGACUGGACUACUACACCGGCCUCAUCUACGAGGCCGUCGUCGCCGCUUCGGCACCACCAGGCUUUGGCACCAACGCCCUUGCCUCCUCCUCCGCUCCCGUCACCGACGAAUCCUCUGUCACCCCCGCGCCCAAAAAGAAGGCCAAGAAGCCAAAAGCCGACGGCGUCGACGGCGAGGAAGAGGAGACGGAUGAAUCGACCGUCGGCGUAGGUUCGAUCGCCGCGGGAGGGCGGUACGACAACCUCGUCGGCGCGUUCGCUGCUGCUGCGGCUGGCGAUGGGAAGAAGGCGCCCGCGGGUCUGCCGUGCAUCGGCGUGAGCAUCGGGAUGGAUCGUAUUUUUGCGAUUCUGUGGCCGCGGUGGCAGGAGCGUGGUAUGCGUAGUAAGGAGACGAUGGUGUAUGUGAUGGCGGCGGGUGAUGGGUUGCUUGAGGAGCGGGUGAGGCUUGUGCAGGAGUUGAGAGAUGCGGGGAUUAAGACCGACUUCCUCGCGAAGCGCAAACCUAAGCUUCCGGCUCAGUUCGCGGCGGGCGAGAAAGACGAGGCGCCGUUUGCGAUCAUUCUCGGCGGGGAGGAGCUCGCGCAGGGCCUCGUGACCAUCAAGGAGCAGCGGUGGGAGCUCGUGGAUGGCAAGAAGGCCAAGAUCCAGAGCGCGGAUCAGGGCACGAAAAUGCGGAGGGACGAGCUUAUUGCGUGGAUUAAGGGCACGGAGACGUUUAAGGGUUGGGCGAGCGGGCGGCUGAUAUGAUUAUACUCACUUGUGGAUUUGUGGUGUUGAUGUAUCGCUAGUAUUGCUUUAUAGACUUCCGUGAUGGAAGGACCUUUGUGGGCC
Messenger RNA from Coniophora puteana RWD-64-598 SS2, 1960 nucleotides. Its product is annotated as histidyl-tRNA synthetase. The transcript has 7 exons. Gene Ontology annotation, biological process: mitochondrial translation. The coding region runs from base 110 to 1876 and encodes 588 amino acids. Lineage: Eukaryota; Fungi; Basidiomycota; Agaricomycetes; Boletales; Coniophoraceae. Gene Ontology annotation, cellular component: mitochondrion. The record is from RefSeq and is a predicted model, not a curated record.